This is a messenger RNA of Scheffersomyces amazonensis, 747 nucleotides long. RefSeq lists its product as uncharacterized. NCBI's taxonomy places the organism in Eukaryota, Fungi, Ascomycota, Pichiomycetes, Serinales, Debaryomycetaceae. The coding region runs from base 1 to 747 and encodes 248 amino acids. The record is from RefSeq and is a predicted model, not a curated record. The transcript has a single exon.
AUGAGUUUCUAUCUAUUACCUCCAGUUUCAUAUCAAAAUCAGCAAAAGCUCAAAGAGCUGACAAAGAAGAAGAGUUCUAGAAGUAGUCACAGUCACAGUCACAGUCAUAGUCAUAGCCAUAGCCAUAGUCAUAGUAGAAGGUCAAGUUCCAGCAAUAAGCGUCAUUCUUCCUUAGAUUAUGACUCUACAGAUCUAGUACCUUCUCCAGAAACAUCAAGAUCUUUUAAUAUGACUGAUACUUCGGCAAAAUCAAUCAGUGGAUCUGUAGUUGAUUCAAUAGAUUCUUCUUCCAUCCGACUUACUUCAUUAGAAUCUCCAAGAUCAUCCAAAUCUUGGAGAUCAUCUAUUCAUAGCGAAACCUUUACGUUAUCUAAUCUUACAAAACAUACAUCUAACACAUCUAAGACGUUGAAGGACAAGAAUUCAGUUACGGCUUUCAACUACAGUUUUAAUUCAGACAUUAAUGAAGCAUUGAGUGCUUCCAAAAAGUCAAAGAAAUCUAGUCAUCGUCGUCUAACUUCUAAUGGUUCUAUGCUGACUAGAGAAAGAAGUAUUGAUGAAUUGCUGGAACAAUUAACAAACUUUUAUGUUGAUACUGAUGUUCUGGAUGAAGAAGAGAACCAAACAAGUGGUACUCCUGACUUCUCCGAUGUCAGUUCAAUUUUCAGUUCGAGACCUACUCCAUCUAAUUCCAAAUCAAAUGCAGUUUCUGCUUAUUCACAUAAAAUGAAAAAGAUAUCAUCUUAA